AUGACUAAAAGAGUAAACCCAAACCCAAAGGCACGCCCAUUUUCUGCAAAAAGAAGGGGAACAACAUGCUCCAAGUACAUAGUACCAGGAACCCUCGCCAAAAUGAGGGACUCCAAGAUCACACGCAAUCGAAGGCCAACCCAGGUUUCUUCUUCUCUAGUCUCACUUACACCCUCCUCUACCUUCCAACAGGAUCAGCCACUCAACCAGGAUAAUGGGGUUCCUUGCUUUGCCCUUCCCCUCUAUUACACUCAACCCACUUGCUUCAAUCGAAAAAAACUAUUUGCGGUUACUCCUACUUUCACCCCCAUUGACACACACCAGUUUUAA
Messenger RNA from Sphenostylis stenocarpa, 330 nucleotides. NCBI's taxonomy places the organism in Eukaryota, Viridiplantae, Streptophyta, Magnoliopsida, Fabales, Fabaceae. The record is from the annotation of a GenBank genome assembly.